Molecule: messenger RNA, 1621 nt
Organism: Cuscuta campestris
Lineage: Eukaryota; Viridiplantae; Streptophyta; Magnoliopsida; Solanales; Convolvulaceae
Source: the annotation of a GenBank genome assembly
CAGUAAAUAUAGUAAUUUGGAAAGGAAUGGAGAGAGUGUAAGAAGAAGGAUUUGAUUUCAUUUACUUCUCGGGGGGGCCUAAUAUCUGACGCACCAAAAUGGCAAAAUCGUAACAACCCAACAGCCGGAGGCCAGGAACGAACUUCAGAGCUGUUGCACGGCCUCAGUAUCUCUGUUCACUCGCUCCCGUGUCAGAUCGGAUCCAUCAAAUUCCGGCCGGCUCCGUCGCGCAUUCCGAUCACCGUCUCUAUCUGAUCUGAGUCAUACAGAUUCCGAAUUGCUCUCUGGAACUCCGAAAUGGAUAGCAGCGUCUUGCCUACAGCGAUGCCGUUCAAAUCGGACCGGCGGCCGAAAUCAAAGUCGAACCAAACCUCUAAACCCUCCCUCUUCAUGGCACUCAUCUCUUGCUUCGCCUGGCUCUACGUCGCCGGACGGUUGUGGCAAGAUGCAGAAAACCGAACGUUAUUGACUAACCUAUUUAAAAAGAACUCAGAGCAGAGACCAAAAAUGCUGACAGUUGAAGACAAGCUAAUGGUUUUAGGAUGCAAGGAUUUGGAAAGGAGGAUAGUUGAAAUUGAAAUGGAAUUGGCUUUAGCAAAAAGUCAAGGAUACCUUAGGAAUCAGUUGCAGAAAAGUGGGUCAUCUUCUAGCAGAAGACUUCUAGCUGUUAUUGGAGUGUACACUGGGUUUGGAAGUAGAUUGAGACGAAAUGUGUUCAGAGGUUCCUGGAUGCAAAACAGUGAUGCUUUGGCAAAACUUGAAGAAAGAGGAGUCGUCAUAAGAUUUGUAGUUGGUCGAAGUCCUAAUAGAGGUGAUAGCCUAGACCGCAAUAUUGAUGAAGAAAAUCAGACGACAAAGGAUUUUUUAAUUCUAGAAGGACAUGAAGAGGCUCAAGAGGAGUUGCCCAAGAAAGCCAAGUUUUUCUUCAGCACAGCAGUUCAAAAUUGGGAUGCAGAAUUUUAUGUAAAAGUCGAUGACAACAUUGAUCUUGAUCUAGAUGGGCUGAUUGAACUUCUUCACAGCCGUCAUGAUCAAGGCAGUUCUUAUAUCGGUUGCAUGAAGUCGGGUGAAGUUGUUGCUGAAGAGGGAAAAGCGUGGUAUGAGCCAGAGUGGUGGAAAUUUGGAGAUGAAAAAACGUACUUCCGUCAUGCAGCCGGUUCAGUUCUUAUUCUAACAAAAGAUUUGGCUCAGUAUAUCAACAUUAACAGUGCAUCAUUGAAGGCUUAUGCUCACGAUGAUAUAUCAUUGGGGUCAUGGAUGAUGGGCCUUCAAACGACUUAUAUUGAUGACAUUCGCCUAUGCUGUAGUGCUUCCACACAAGACAAGGUAUGCUCCUUGGCUUAAUAAAGGUAGGUCGGUGCUGGCGUGCCGCUUCAUUCUUUCACCUCCGUGUAUGCUUCAGUGACAGAUCGCGGUGAGAUUGCACAAUUCUUUCAUUUGAUACAUACUCAUAGUAUACAGUCAGGUGUAUGUAUACCUAGAAAAUAUGUAACCUCACAUAAACUUUCACUCCUCUCUUGAGAGACACAAUUAUUUACUCCAUCUGUUCCAAAACAAGGUUUCGUUUUCCCCAUCCAAAUUAAGGUUUCCAUGUCGUUCUUAGUAAAGGAUAACGUGGUUC